Messenger RNA from Bathycoccus prasinos, 921 nucleotides. RefSeq lists its product with no specific name. Gene Ontology annotation, molecular function: protein serine/threonine phosphatase activity. Gene Ontology annotation, cellular component: cytoplasm. Gene Ontology annotation, biological process: peptidyl-serine dephosphorylation. NCBI's taxonomy places the organism in Eukaryota, Viridiplantae, Chlorophyta, Mamiellophyceae, Mamiellales, Bathycoccaceae. The transcript has 2 exons. Bases 1 to 921 code for a protein of 306 amino acids. The record is from RefSeq and is a predicted model, not a curated record.
AUGGGCCUGGACUUGGACUCGUGCAUAGAGCGGAUUAAACGGUGCGAAUCUCUGACCGAACCGGAACUCGAACAGCUCUGUUUAAAAUGCAAAGACGUGCUCGUGGAAGAGUCGAACGUGCAACCGGUGUCCUCCCCGGUGACGGUCUGUGGGGACAUCCACGGGCAAUUUCACGACCUGUUGAAGCUGUUCCAAACUGGAGGGGAAGUGCCCGAGACGAACUACGUCUUCAUGGGGGACUUCGUCGAUAGAGGAUAUAACAGUUUAGAAGUGUUCACGCUGUUGAUGUUGCUCAAGGUGAAAUAUCCGGCGCACGUGACGCUGUUGCGGGGGAAUCACGAGAGUCGACAGAUUACGCAAGUGUACGGGUUUUUCGACGAGUGCACGAGGAAGUACGGGAACGCGAACGCGUGGAGGUGGUGCACGGACGUUUUUGAUUACUUGACGUUAGCGGCGGUGAUUGAAGGGCGCGUUUUGUGCGUCCACGGGGGGUUAAGUCCGGAUGUUCGGUCGAUUGAUCAAAUUCGGACCGUGGAUCGCGUGUGCGAAAUUCCUCACGAAGGCGCGUUUUGCGAUUUGAUGUGGUCUGACCCCGAGGAUAUCGAACGGUGGGCGAUUUCGCCGAGAGGCGCGGGAUGGUUGUUCGGGCGAAAAGUUGUAGAGGAGUUUAACCACGGGAACGGGUUAGAGUUAAUUGCACGCGCGCAUCAGCUCGUCCAAGAAGGCUUGAAAUACCAGUUCCCGGAGAGGAGUUUAGUCACCGUCUGGUCUGCCCCGAACUACUGUUAUCGGUGCGGCAACGUAGCCUCGAUGUUAAGUUUUGAUAGCGAAAUGGAUAGGUCGGUGAAAUAUUUCACGGAAACGAGCGAGAAUGCAAACAUGUCCGCGCCGAGAAACAUAGCCGCCGGGUAUUUCUUAUAA